CCUCCGCUGGAGUCUAAUGCAAUGGAUAAAUCCCGGAGCACCCUCCAUGCAGCUCUCCUCCUCUGCUUCUUCCUAUGGGACGUACCCUGUGCCCAGCAGGCAUCCAUCCCCAGCGGACAGAGAGGGAUGACAAGGCAGCGCAGAGAGGGCAGCAAGGUGCUGGCAGCAGAGAGCCGGGAGAUGGCCCGGGCAGUGCCAGUGGUGCCCCAUGAAUACAUGAUGUCCAUUUACAGGACUUUCUCCACAGCUGAAAAACUUGGGAUCAAUGCCAGCUUCUUCCAGUCCUCCAAGUCUGCCAACACAAUCACCAGCUUUGUGGACAAGUCCCGGGACGAUCUCUCCCAUUCUCCUGCUAGAAGACAGAGGUAUUUGUUUGAUGUAUCAACUUUGUCAGACAAAGAAGUACUAGUGGGAGCUGAGCUAAGGAUCUUUCGGAAAACUCCCAUGGAGCUGGCAAAAGCGCCCUUGGGGCUGUACCACCUGCAGAUUUUGCCUUGCUCAUCCAAAACCCCAUGGGAUUCCAUCACACUGGACCUGCGGGAAACGACUGUGCCGGGGUGGGAAGUCUUUGACGUGUGGAAAAGCCUGGAUGACUUAAGAAUCAGAAAGCAGCUUUGCUUGGAGUUAAAAGCCAUCUCAGCCACCUCGGGGCUUGAGGUGAACCUAAAAAGUUUAGGUUUGGCUAGAAAACCCAGAUCGCAACAGGAGAAGGCUCUUCUGGUGAUGUUCACCAAAUCCAAGAAGAAGAACCUUUAUAAUGAGCUAAAGGAGCAGGUUCAUUCUUCCAAGGGGCUGGAAAAAGAGGCAAAAUUUCAAUUUAAAACCAAGAGAAAAAGAAGGACAACUUUUAAUAGUCGUCAUGGAAAACGCCACGGAAGGAAAUCUCGACUUCGAUGUAGCAAAAAGCCGCUCCACGUGAACUUUAAGGAAUUGGGCUGGGAUGAUUGGAUUAUAGCUCCCUUAGAAUAUGAAGCAUAUCACUGUGAGGGAGUCUGUGAUUUUCCUUUAAGGUCUCAUCUAGAACCCACCAACCAUGCAAUUAUCCAGACCUUAAUGAACUCUAUGGACCCAGGAUCUACUCCUCCUAGCUGUUGCGUCCCUACCAAAUUGACUCCUAUCAGCAUUCUUUACAUUGACGCUGGUAAUAACGUGGUCUACAAACAGUAUGAGGAUAUGGUGGUAGAGUCCUGUGGUUGCAGGUAGCAGAUGCUAGUUUGGUGACUCUCAGUCUUAUCGAAAAAUUGAUAGGAUGGAAAACAAAAAAAAUGAACUAAAGGGACAAGAGCGGGCUGGUCCAGGACCGAGUUGUGUAAAAUUUCAGGGGAGAAGUGGUAACAUACGUCUGGCCCCUCCUUUUACCCUAGCAGGAUAUAUCAUACGCUGCAAGAAAGGCACUGAUCAGUGACUGCAUGGUGUGCACUGUGCUUUUCACAGACACUUUACAUAUAAAGCUACACGUUUCUAACCACGGGUGAGCAAAGAAAGCCACGACCGCCUUUAAUUAGGUCAUAUUUUCUAUAAAUCCUCCGGAUGGAAGGCAGUUUAUAAGCUGAUCCUUCAGAAAGAACAAAAAAAAAAAAAGAGAACUUGGUUAGAGCUUUGAUUGUCAUUUGUCUGAUUAGAGUUCCCAGUGAGUUCUCUACAAUAGUCUCAUGUUCCUUGUAAGAUGGCGGGAGGAGGUGGAAGCGAGUCUGACGGUGGCACUUUGUUAUCCCUCCCCAUUAAAUCUGAUGGAACCCACGCCAUCCAGAUCUAGCGGUGGGAGUCACGUCUGGCUAGAAAAGGAUUAUGUUGCUGCUUUUUCUUUUCUGUUGAUUUUUGAAGUGUACACAAGAUGCAGUGACAGGCACCUGUUCAAACUGAGCCCAUUUAAGAUUACAGGAGAGUAAUAGUCUGUUCUUUUCAUGGGCUGGCAUGCGGAGAGUAAUGAGAGCAGCCAACAAGCAUACAAGCCCCCAAUAAAAGUUUUUCUUUUCCCAGCUCCCUUCCUUAUCGUAGCAAGUAAUCCAAAAGGAUGAUCCACAUCACUUCACAGGCAGAGGUCACUUAGUAGACACAAUGACACACAGCUGAAAGAGAAGGAAGGGUGAAAACUGAGAUAUUAAGGUGAAUUGAGUGUCUGACGGGACAAAGAGGAAAAAAUGGUUUCAAAAAGUGGGACUUUUAAGGCACAUCAUAUUACAUUAAAAUACUUUUUAUUUAUUUAUUACAGUCAACAUCCAUAAAAUACUCUUCAUUUUGUUGUACAAAAUGUCAUAGAACAAUACAAAACAUAUUAAAAGCAUAGUAGUGACUGAACAGUCACAAAAUUGGAGGCCUCUCCUUCCACACUUUCAAAGCCUUGAGUAUAACCUUAGUGUAAUUAUACCAGGAAAAUGUAUAUAUAAUUUUCAACAAUUUUGAUUACUUUUGUACAGAUGUUUUUGUGAAUGAAUAAAUACACUGAUGAAGUGGAUAAUGUCCAUGAAACACGUUGGGUCACAAGAAAUCAGUAUUUUGGGACAUUGUAUACUGCUUAGUCACUACUAUUCUUUUAAUACAGUGGAACCUUGGUUU
Messenger RNA from Rana temporaria (common frog), 2556 nucleotides. RefSeq names its product growth differentiation factor 6 (gene GDF6). Lineage: Eukaryota; Metazoa; Chordata; Amphibia; Anura; Ranidae. Gene Ontology annotation, biological process: BMP signaling pathway; SMAD protein signal transduction. Gene Ontology annotation, cellular component: extracellular region. Gene Ontology annotation, molecular function: growth factor activity; cytokine activity. The record is from RefSeq and is a predicted model, not a curated record. The transcript has 2 exons. The coding region runs from base 22 to 1203 and encodes 393 amino acids.